Messenger RNA from Musa acuminata subsp. malaccensis (wild Malaysian banana), 2796 nucleotides. Its product is annotated as glucose-1-phosphate adenylyltransferase large subunit 1. Gene Ontology annotation, molecular function: glucose-1-phosphate adenylyltransferase activity. Gene Ontology annotation, biological process: glycogen biosynthetic process. Lineage: Eukaryota; Viridiplantae; Streptophyta; Magnoliopsida; Zingiberales; Musaceae. The record is from RefSeq and is a predicted model, not a curated record.
ACCGAUACUGGAAUUAGCUCCAACUCUUUGUGCAAAAAGACUGGUUGCUUGUGUGUUUCCUGCAUGAUUUGCGGUUCAUUCUCCCUCUUUUCCUCUACUCCUACAUCGUAAGAAGUUUCUUUCCUGAGAGAUGUUUGCAUGGACAUUCCGUCGAACAGAUGUGACGAACUCAGCUCCGCGUUGGUUUGAUCGGGUCGGAUGGAUUGAGCCCGGUCGCUGGCCUCGAACGGGCUUUCGUUUCAAGUAGGCUCAGCCCGUGAGCAGGCCACUCAGUCUCCUUCUACUUGUGGCUGAUUUGAUGGAUACAUUUGUGCAGGUGACCAAGCAUGGAUAAACGCUGGACGAAUCAUCAGAGCUGACGCCCACACAACAAAUGUUGACGUCCAGGCGCUCAAAAAGGCACGGAGAAGGUGGAGGAGAACUCCGAAGCCACUGGCAAGACUAUAAGCGCAAGACAACAAGAACCAUUGGCAUGGACACCACGACGUGGUUGGAGGCGGUCUCCAUGCGGUUUUUCUCUCUCAAUCUCGACGUGAUCGCUCGUUCACACGCCAAGCGUCUCCGCUGUUCUCUAACAUUGCUCCGUUCCACAGAUUCUCAAGUAUGUGAUCAGCGUCUGUGGACAAACAAGAUCAACCUCAGUAGUUGGGAGGUGGGUUCCAAACUUGACCAUAAGACUUGGAUUGAGAGAUCUCAGCAAUUUUGGAGGACCUAAGAUGAGCAGAGCAAGCAGGACUGUGCUCCAUGGGCUCUUAAAGCUUUGGUUCCUUACAUUGAGAACCUUGCCUAUAAAGUUGUGGUUACUCGGUUCUCUUACACUCCUAGAGAUAGAAUGCCAUGGCUGUCGCAUUAGCUAAAUUUGGGCGAAGGUCCUGCAUCUUCCAUUGUUGGAAGAGUGAGGCAAGUGUGCAUCCAAAAUGACCUUCCAGUUCUGGAGCUGCCUUUGGGUUUUGUUCCCGUGAUCUGCUCACGUUUUGGAGCCCUUCAGAUCUUGACAGCUCCUGUUGUUCUUAUCUUCCUUUCCUUCUUUCUUCCUGGGGAACGAGGCAACGAUUGCACCCAUGAUGGAUGCUAGCAGUGUGGGUUUGAAGAGCAGUGCAUGCUUAAGCCAAAUAAAACGGGGAGUUCUUGACGCUGAGGAGAGUGGGUUUGCAGUUGGCUCAAGAAUCAUGGCCUGGAAACCGAAGGUGGUGAGGAGCGCCAAGAACUGCUGCUGCUGGGUCGGAGAGUUCAAGGCAGGAGCUGGAGUUUUUGCUAUCACUUCAGCUGUCAACAAGGAGACUGUCAUUCAGGCACCAAGGUUUGGAAAACAUAAGCCGGAUGCCAGGAGUGUUGCAUCCAUCAUUUUGGGUGGAGGGGCUGGAGCUCAGCUUUUUCCUCUCACAAGUACCAGAGCCACACCUGCUGUUCCUGUUGGGGGAUGCUAUAGGCUUAUUGACAUUCCAAUGAGCAAUUGCAUCAACAGUGGCAUAAACAAGAUAUUCAUCAUGACACAAUUUAAUUCAGCUUCCCUAAACCGUCAUAUUUAUCGUACAUUUAACUUUGGCAACGGAAUCAACUUUGGUGAUGGAUUUGUGGAGGUUUUAGCAGCUACUCAAUCACCUGGUGAAUCUGGAAUGAACUGGUUUCAGGGCACAGCAGAUGCUGUGAGACAAUUUACUUGGGUAUUUGAGGACAACAGGAAUAAGAACAUUCAAUACAUACUGAUUCUAUCUGGUGACCAGUUGUACCGUAUGGACUACAUGGACUUUGUGCAGAAACAUGUCGAUACUGGUGCUGAUAUCACCAUAUCUUGUGUGCCUGUUGGUGCCAGCCGAGCAUCUGACUAUGGACUAAUUAAGAUUGAUAAGGCAGGCAAAAUUAUCCAAUUUUCCGAGAAACCCAAAGGUGGUGAUCUGGAAACAAUGAAGGAUGAAAACACCCUCUUCAGAUUGUCUCAUCAAGAUGCUAAAAAGUACCCCUAUAUUGCAUCAAUGGGGGUUUAUGUCUUUAAUCGAAACACUCUUCUGGAGCUUCUAAGGUGGACUUAUCCGAAAGCAAAUGACUUUGGAUCAGACAUUCUUCCUUCUGCUGUGAAGGAUUACAAUGUCCAGGCUUAUAUAUUCAAAGAUUACUGGGAGGAUAUUCAAACAAUCAAAUCAUUCUAUGAUGCAAAUUUGGCACUGACAGAUCAGCCUCCAAAAUUUCAGUUUUAUGAUCCGAGAACACCCAUUUUCACAUCACCUCGAUUUUUACCACCAAAUAAAAUAGAGCAAUGCAGGAUUCGCGAUGCAAUUAUUUCCCAUGGAUGCUUCUUGCAUGAGUGUAGCAUUGAGCAUUCGGUAGUCGGAAUGCGGUCCCGUGUAUAUUAUGGUGCAGAACUCAAGCAUACAUUGAUGAUGGGUGCUGACGACUAUGAAACCGAAGCUGAGAUUGCUUCUCUACUGGCAGAGGGCAAGGUUCCCAUUGGAGUGGGAGAGAACACAAAGAUCAGGAACUGCAUCAUCGACAUGAAUGCCAGAAUAGGAAAGAAUGUGGUCAUUGCUAACAGAGAUGGUGUCCAAGAAGCUGAUAGGCCAAGUGAAGGAUUCUACAUCAGAUCUGGAAUCACAACAAUUCUGAAAAGUGCUACUGUCAAAGAUGGAACUGUCAUAUGAACUGAUGUUUCUCCAUCUGUUUUUAUGAUGCAUUUGGGAGGCCAUUGACAAUAGAUGUUGUUAGUAUUUUCUCGGAGGAAGACUUGGACUGAUGGUUGUGCUUCUGCAGCAAAACACUUGCGUACAAGUUAUGAAUCCAAACUCAUGGAUUUUUUUUUUA